AUGCCAGAGCCGACCUUGAGGGAGCCAGCGGCCGACCGCAAAGGCGUGGACCUCACGCUCACCAUCAUUCUUGGACUUGCGCGUCGGACAUGUUCUCAGCAUCCCGAAACAUCCAAACGCCGACCGGCUCUACGUCUCGGCGGUGGCCGCUGGCGACAGUCCGGGCCACAGAGGCAAAUUUCAAUAGAAAGGACAGACGUGCCGCACCGUGUGCUCGGGGCUGAACGGGCUGGUGCUUCUGCAAGAGCUCCAGGAUUGCAAGGUCGUCAUCGUACGGAACGUCAAGCAUGUGGGCAUAUGCGGCGUCACCUCACUGCCAUGUUUUUUGCUGCCGUUUUCGAGACGGGGGACGAUGAGGGAGCGAACCGCAAGUGCAUCGUGGAGAUGGUCGACCCUCCGGCGAAAUCGACGGCCGGUGACCGGGUCGUCUUUCAAAACUGGGAAGACUCGCCUAAGGAGGAAAUCAGCACGCAAAAGAAGGUCUGGAAGGCUACACAACCUGGAUUCAAGACGAUAGAUGACCUCGGAAUAGAGUUCCUGCCUUUGGCAGCAGGUCUCGUCGGCCAAUCUGCCAGGCUGGUCACGGACAAGGGACCGCCAUCCUGGUACCCUGUGCAAAGCGCACACUCCGCUAUCCGAAACGCCCACUCAGGCUUCCUCAGACCGCGAUUGCUCUUGCGCCUUCUUCAGUCGAUCGGAAAGGGUCACCCAGCUGGUGGCGUAUACGACGGUCCUAAAGCAAGCUCCGUCAGCCGCCUCGCCGAAGCCGCGCUCCAGGGCGUCCCGCACAAACAGCCAGUGCACGAACCCCAGUUCUCGGACCGACUCCUCCGUCAGAAUCCGCCGGAACGUGAGAUAAAGCGGACCACACUUGGCCCAUCGGAUGGGCUCGAGAAACAUGACCUUUCUGCGUCUGUACAUGUCUUCCGACACAAAUGGCCGCACCGCCUCACGCAGGAUCCAUUUCUCGGUGACGGAUCGCAGGCCAGGACCCGAGCUCUUCCACCACUAAUCGUCCGCGUUGCCCUGCGCAAGGUCCUGGCCCUCGUCUGGCGCGUACCGCAUCUUGGCGCUGGGAGGCAACGCAUUGACAUGCUCCGCGAGGUGGUCGAGAAAAGGCGGCCGUCCCUCUAUGCUGUGCAUCAGCUCGGGCCGGUCCCCGAGACUAGUCAGGAUGGUGUUCGGCAGCAGUGUCUUCGUCCACAUGUACAGCGACCUAUGCAGCGGGUCCCAGCGCUCCAUCUUGUCUUUGGCGGCAAAGAAGGAGCGGAGCCUCGAGCCUGGCACGGAUCGCCGCGCGCCGAGCACCCAGUCGGCAAAGAUCCUACCCUGCGAGAACAGCGAAAGCACUGCGGGAAGCGUCAUGCCGCUUGA
This is a messenger RNA of Cordyceps fumosorosea ARSEF 2679, 1374 nucleotides long. RefSeq names its product Nucleic acid-binding, OB-fold protein. The record is from RefSeq and is a predicted model, not a curated record. The transcript has 3 exons. Lineage: Eukaryota; Fungi; Ascomycota; Sordariomycetes; Hypocreales; Cordycipitaceae. Bases 1 to 1374 code for a protein of 457 amino acids.